CGUUAGUUUUCCACACACGCUCAUCUCUAAAUCAGCUCUAGAACUGCUUGCAAUGGCUAUCUUAUCAAAUUUUACAAAUUUUACGAUUAAUAGAAUAAUUAUUGUAUCAACUGUGGCAUUAGCAUUGUCUGUGAAAAAUUCUUUGCAAAUUCCAUUGAAGGAUUUUUUAACGCUGACUUUUCAACAAAAGGAAAGUUUGGAACAGUUCCGAGAGGAGGUUAAACACAAAGUUCCGCAUGACUACAUGAAAAAGGAUUCAUAUUUAAUUUAUUGGUUGAGAGAUCAGCUAUUCAACGUAUCCGAUGCGAAAGAGCUACUAACUAAGAACCUCGCUUGGAGAGAAAAAAAUAAGAUGGAUACGAUCAUGGAAGAAGAUUGGGCUGAUUUUGAUUACGAAUACAGGGUCAACAUUGAAGGAUGUGAUAAAGAAGGGAAACCAGUAUUUUCCAUUCCGAUUGGUGAUUGGGAUAUACGUCGAGCAGUCAUUGCUGGAAAGGGGGACAAAUUGAUGCGAUAUUUCGACAAGGUUUUUGAAGAAGCGUCCACAAUGAUUCGUCUGAUGCAAGCUGACGGACAAAACGCUACCCAGUUAAUUGUAAUUUUUGACGUAUCUAGUUUCAGUCUGGGACAACACUCGUGUCCAAGAUGUCUUUCAAUCUACUUGUAUCUGAUGUCCACUUUGCAAGCCCAUUACCCAGGAUAUGUCCAUAAACUUAUAUCCGUAAACUUAUAUCCGUAGAUCUUAUAGGGUUUAGUCUGAAUAAGCAGGGAAUAUUGUAAAAAUAAUACCAGCUUCUUAAGAAUAUACGUAUGUUAGGUAGACUUCUAGUUUUUCGAAAUUUAGACCUUUUUCGAAGUAUAAGCACUGGCAACAAAAUUUGUAAGAUGAUUCUAGAAUGAUUUUAAAUUUUGUACUCACUAGAUUUUUUCGGUUCAAUGAUUAAACAUGACUAAUUGGGCAUGAAUACCAAGCUAAAAAAGAAAGUAUCUUAUCUAGUAUAAAAGUAUCUUAAGAUACAUAUCUUGUAUCUUGACUACUCAAUUUUUAGAAAAGUAUCUUGUAUCUUGUAUCUUGUGUACUUGAACAAGAUGUAUCUUUUAUCUUGUAUCUUAUAUCUUGUCUUAGAGAGUAUCUUAUCUUGUAUCUUGUAUCUUACGACCAAAGUAUCUUGCCCACCCCUGACAAUUAUCCAAAAACUUUGGAGGGGAGAACCUGGAGGCGUUGGACGUGCAAGAUUUUCGAAAUACUGGAGAAGUCUAUAGAUGCUCAAACAUGUAAUUAUGUAAAUACAUACCGUUAUAGUAAACGCUAGUUUUGUUUAAUUUCUAUCGUACUAUUUUCGUUGUGUUGUGGCCCAAUUAGACUUUACUUAAUAAAGUCGGUAAUGUAGCUUGGUUGAAACGUGUGAAUUAUUCACCUCUUCACAUCACACAUUUUUUACAUUCGAAGAUUUUGGUAUUGUAACAGUCUACUCAAAUUUUAAAUAAUAUUUACCGUUACACAUAGAUUCGUAUGUACAUACUGACAAGUGUUUCCAUAUACCUACGGAUUUAUUCAGAGGAAUGUUUUAUUUUUAGCAAGGUUGAAUAAUACAUUAAGUAAUAAGUA
Molecule: messenger RNA, 1609 nt
Organism: Folsomia candida
Lineage: Eukaryota; Metazoa; Arthropoda; Collembola; Entomobryomorpha; Isotomidae
Product: patellin-4-like
Exons: 6
Coding region: 53-739 (228 amino acids)
Cellular component (GO): cytoplasm
Source: RefSeq, a predicted model, not a curated record